UUUAUUUUGAGGCAUCAUGGCUGCCCUUCGGCCUCUGGUGAAGCCCAAAAUAGUCAAAAAGAGGACCAAGAAGUUCAUCAGAUGCCAGUCAGACGGAUAUGUGAAAAUUAAGGGAAACAGGCGGACACCCAGAGGCAUCGACAACAGGGUGUGGAGAAGAUUCAAGGGCCAGGUCCUGAUGCCCAACAUUGGUUACGGGAGUAACAACCAAACCAAGCACGUGUUGCCUUGUGGUUUCCGGAAGUUUCUGGUGCACAAUGUCAAGGAGCUGGAAGUGCUGCUGAUGUGCAAUAAAUCUUACUCUGCUGAGAUUGCUCACAAUGUGUCCUCUAAGAACCGAAAAGCCAUUGUAGAAAGAGCAGCACAGUUGGCCAUCAGAGUCACCAAUCCCAAUGCUAGGCUAUGCAGUGCAGAAAAUGAAUUGAUGGCUUGUUUUCCAGAGCCCUUAUCAUUUGAGUUGAAUGAACCAGUUCUUCAGUCUGCUUCCCCCAUGACCUUCCCAGGGAUGACAACUGCCCUUGUCAUCUUUUCAGACCUGGAUCUCUAUCAAUAUGAAAAUAUAUUGUAA
Messenger RNA from Rattus rattus (black rat), 568 nucleotides. Its product is annotated as 60S ribosomal protein L32-like. The transcript has 2 exons. NCBI's taxonomy places the organism in Eukaryota, Metazoa, Chordata, Mammalia, Rodentia, Muridae. The record is from RefSeq and is a predicted model, not a curated record. The coding region runs from base 17 to 568 and encodes 183 amino acids. Gene Ontology annotation, molecular function: structural constituent of ribosome. Gene Ontology annotation, biological process: translation. Gene Ontology annotation, cellular component: cytosolic large ribosomal subunit; ribosome.